GGUGGCCUGACCUGGUGGGCCGCCGAGAAGCCCGAGGGGUCAGAACUUUUUCCCCAAGAGUUGGAGUGAUAUGGUAGAUAAAUAUGUCUGUUGGAUCCAAAGAGAGGCCAACUUUCUUUGAAAUUUUUAAGACACGAUGCAACGAAGCAGAUUUAGGACCAAUAAGCCUUAAUUGGUUUGAAGAACUUUCUUCAGAAGCUACACCUUUUAGUUCUGAACCUGUGGAAGAAUCUGAAUAUAAAAUCAUCAGUUAUGAAUCACACGUAUUUAAAACACCACAAAGGAAACCCUUUUAUCGACAGUUGGCUUCAACUCCCCUAAUAUUCAAAGAACAAGGUCCGACUUUGCCACUGUUCCAAUCUCCUGUAAAAGAAUUAGAUAAAUGCAAAUUAGACUUGGGAAAUAAUAUUGCCAACAGUAAGCAUAAAAGUCAUCAUACAGGGAACGCUAAAAUGGAUCAAGCAGGUGAUGUUACCAGUCCACUUCUAAGUUCUCGUCUUAGUGAAAGUCCUGUUCUACAAUAUACACAUGUUACACCACAAAGGGAAAAAUCAGUGGUAUGUGGGAGUUUAUUUCAUACACCGAAGUUUGUGAAGGGUCAGACACAAAAACAUAUUUCUGAAAGUCUGGGCGCUGAGGUGGAUCCAGAUAUGUCUUGGUCAAGUUCUUUAGCCACACCACCUACCCUUAGUUCUACUGUGCUCAUAGUCAGAAGUGAAGAUGCAUCUGAAAUUGUAUUUCCUAAUGAUACUACUGCUAUUUUAAAAAGCUAUUUUUCUAACCGUGAUGAAAGUCUGAAGGAAAAUGAUAGAUUAAUCUCUUCUGUGACAGACCAUGAAAACAAAAAUGAAAGAGAAGCUAGAAGUUGUGGAUUAGGAAAAAUUUUAGGGAAUUCAUUUGAUGAAGUAAAUAGCUGUAAAGAAUACUUUGGAAAGUCAGUACCAAAUAUCCUGGAAGAUAAAGUGCGUAAAGCAAUUGCAGAUACUUCUGAAGAAGAUAGUUUUUCACUGUGUUUUAAAUAUAAAACAAGAAAUCUCAGGAAAGUAAGAAAAGACAAUACUAGGAAAAAAGUUUUCCAUGAAACAAAAACUGGUGAAUAUGAAGAAGCUAAAAAACAAAUAAAAGAAAAACACUCAAUUAUAUCUGAAAUGGAACCAAAUGAUAGUGAUCUGUUAGAUUCAAAUGAAGCAAAGCAGAAGCCCUUUGGGAAUGAAAGUGACAAAAUCUCCAAGGAAAUUGUAGAGUCUUGUGCCAGUGAAUGGUCUCAUCUAACCCUUUCAGGUCUAAGUGGAACCCAGAUGGAGAAAAUAUCCCCACUACAUAUUUCUUGUAACCAAAAUAAUUCAGAAAAAGACUUAGUAGAUACGGAGAAAGAAUGUACCGAUUUUAUUACUUCAGAAAAUUCUUUGCCAUGUAUUUCUAAUAUACCAAAACCAGAGAAGAUAUUAAAUGAGAAAACAGUAGUAAAUAAGGGAGGUGAACCACAGCAUCUUGAGUCUUAUGAAGACUCCAUUCUUGCAGUAAAGCCAGCAAUAUCUGGAAUUCCUCGAACAGCUUCUCUAUUUCAGGAUAUCAAUAAACCUAUAUUCAAGAUAAGAGAAUCAUCUGAAGAGACUUCCAGUGCAGUUUUCAUGGGUAGCAUGACUGAUCCAAAUGUUAAAGAAGAAACUGAAACCUCUGAGAGUAACCUGGAAAUAUACACUAUUUGUUCACAGAAAGAGGAUUCUUUAUGUCCAAGUUCAAUUGAUGAUGAAAGCAGGUUAGCCACUAUCGCACAUACUUCUGUACCUUUGAAGAAUACAGGCUUAAUAUCCACUUUGAAAAAGAAAACCAAAAAAUUUAUUUAUGCUAUAAAUGAUGAAACAUCAUAUCAAGGAAAAAAAAUACAGAAAGACCAAAAAUCAGAAAUAACUAACUGUUCAGCUCAGUUUGAAUCAAAUGUUUUUCAAGCACCACUUUCUUUUACGAAUGACAAUUCAGGUUUAUUGAAUUCUUCUGUCAAAAGGAACUGUUUACAGAAUGAUUCUGAAGAACCAGCUCUGUCCUUAACCAGCUCUUGUGGGACACUUCUGAGGAAAUGUUGCCAUAAUAAAAGCAAUUCUCCUAAUAAUCCUGUAAUCUCUCAAGAUUUUGAUUAUAAAGAAGCAAAAAUUAAUGAGGAGAAACUGCAGCCAUUUAUAACCUCUGAAAUGGAUUAUCUAUCAUGCCAGCAGGAAAGACAAUGUGAAAAUGAUCCAAAAAGUGAAAAUGUUUCAGCCAUAAAAGAAAAGGUCCUGGCUACAGCAUGUUACCCUGUAGUACAUCAUUCAGAAGUAGAAUGUAGUGGUAUGCACAUUCAGUCUCAGAAAAGUCUUUUAUAUAACCAUGAUAAUACCAGCACGCUGACUUUAUCCUCCAAGGAUCCUUGGUCAGAAUCUGUUGUGAUUUCCAGCAAGAAAGAGUCAUAUAAAAUGUCAGAGAAAGAAAGACGUAAAAGUUGUAAAGUUGGUUUUGAGUUAACCAAAAAUAUUUUUGCAGAAAAGAAUCAAGAAGUAUGUUCUUUAAAUGAAAAUUCUAAAAAUGCUGAGCCGUUACUCCCUGAAAAUUACAUAACAGCGUCACCUUCAGUGAAGGUACAAUUCAACCAAAAUAAGAAUUUAUCAAUGAUCCAAAAAGAAGAAACUACUUUAAUUUCAAAAAUACUUGACAAUCCAAACUCUGAAGAACUUUUUCAAGACAAUGAGAAUUUUGUCUGUCAAGUAACUAAUGGAAGGAAUAAUCUCAUUUUAGGAAAUUCUAAGGAACUUCCUGAGGCAGACCUUAGUUGUGUGAAAGAACCCUUUCUCGAGAACUCUACCAUGGUAGUACAUGCAGAUGUAGGUGACAGACAGGCAGUCCAAGUGUUGAUUACAAAAGAGUUGGACUCGUCAGAUACAGUUUAUGAUUUUCCAGAGGAGAACAGAAACAGUGUAAAGCAGCAUCUUAAAGUGACUCUAGAUCAAGACUUAAAACCAGAUACCUCCUUGGUUAUAGAUAAAAAGUCAAACAAAAAUGAUUGCAUGGACAAACAGGCAGGACUCUUAAAUCCAAUUUCAAAUCAUAAUUUUGGAGGUGGCUUCAGAACAGCUUCAAAUAAAGAAAUAAAAUUCUCUGAACAUAACAUUAAGAAAAGCAAAAUGCUUUUCAAAGAUAUUGAAGAACAAUAUCCUGCUAGUUUAAUUUGUGUUGAAAGUAUAAAUGCCUUGGAGUUAAGGAAUCAAAAGAAACUGAGCAAACCUCAUAUGCUUGUUUCAGAGUCAAUUAAUACUGUAUCUUCGUAUGUACAGAGUAGUCCUUUUGUUUCUAAUUCUGAAAAUAAUCAGACACCUCCUCAGAUGUUAUUUUCGAAGCAAAAUUUUAAUUCAAAUCAUAAUUUAACACCUAGCCAAAAGGCAGAAAUUACAGAACUUUCUACUAUACUGGAAGAAUCGGGAAGUCAGUUUGAAUUUACACAGUUUAGAAAACCAAACCUCAUAAUGCAGAGUAACACAUUUGAUGUGCCUGCAAACCAGAUGAGUCUCUUAAAUACCACUUCUGAGGAAAGGAAAGAUGUUGAUCUUAAUGUCUCAUCUGUUGGUCAGGUAGAAACCAGCAAGAAAUUCGAAGGUGCAGUUCAAGUUAAACAAAAGUUCACUUGCUUGUCAGAAAACAACUGUAACAAAAGUGCUUCUGGUUAUUUAACAUGUGAAAAUGAAGUGGAGUUUAGAGGCUUUUAUUCUGCUCGUGGCAAAAAACUAAAUGUUUCUAGUGAAGCUCUGCAGAAAGCUGUGAAACUGUUUGGUGAUAUUGAGAAUAUUAGUGAGGAAACAUCUACAGAAGUAGAUCCAAGAAGUUUCUCUUCAAGUAAAUGUAACGAUUCUAUUGUUUCAGCAUUUAAGAUAGAAAGUCAUAAUAAUACAAAUUUAAAUGAGAAAAACAAUAAAUGCCAACUAGUAUUACAAAAUAUUGAAAUGACUACUGACGCUUUUGUUGACAAAAGUACUGAAAAUUGUAAGAGAAAUAUCAUUGAAAAUGAUAACAAAUGUGUUGCUGCUAAUAGAAAAACUUGUAAUUUAGGGGAAUCUGAUAGCAGUGACUCAGGUAAAAAUGAUACAAUUUAUAUUCAUAAAGAUGCAAAUGACUUGCCAUGUACUGAUCAGCAUAAUGUAUAUUUUAAAUUACCUAGCCAGUUUGUGAAGGAGGGAAACACUCAAAUGAAAGCAAGUUUGUCAGAUUUAACUUGUUUGGAAAUUGUGAAAGAGGAAGAAACCUGUUAUGUUGAUACUUCGAAUAAAGAACAGUUAAAUGCUAGUCAUAUGGACCAAAAUAGAAAAGAUUUUGAGGUUUUUGAUAUAUCUUUUCAGACUGCAAGUGGGAAAAAUAUCAAAGUCUCCAAAGAGUCAUUAAAUAAAGUUGUAAAUUUCUUUGAUCCUAAAACAGAAGAAGAAUUAAAUAACUUUUUCUUGAAUUCUAAAUUACUGUCUGGCAUAAGUAAGAACAAAGUGGACAUUUUAAGUCAUGAGGAAAUAGACAUGUUUAAAAAUGAAAUAUUAAAGGAAAGUAUUUCAAUUGAUACUCAAAACCAGUUAUCAACCCUCCAGCAACAGCCUGAAUGUGAAAACAAAAAGAUCAAACAAGCUACCCUGUUGAGUUUUCAUACAGCUAGUGGGAAAAAAGUUAAAGUUGCAAAAGAAUCUUUGGAAAAAGUAAGAAAUCUUUUUGAUGAAGAAAAGCAAGCUAUUAGUAAAAUCAGUUUGAACAGUCAAAGAGCAAAGAUCCAAAAGGACAGAGGGGAAAGAACAUGUAAAGAAGGGCUUGUAUUAGCAUGUAAGACAGUUGAAAUAACAACUGUCCCAAAAUGUGAAGAAAUGAAUUCUCUAGGUGAUAAUGUUGAAAACCAUGUUUCUAAUCCAACUGCAGUGCUACCUAAGCCCUUAAGUGAUCAUUUCUAUAGACAGUCUGAAAAUAUCAGUACACCAAAUGUCUCCUUGAAAGUUAAAGUAUGUGAAAAUGUAGAAAAAGAAACAGCAAAAAGUCCUGCAACUUGCUACACAAACCAGUCCCCCUAUUCAGCUGUUGAAAAUUCAGCUUUAGCAUUUUACACAGGGCAUGGUAGAAAAAUUUCUGUGAGUCAGGCUUCACUGUUUAAAGCAAAAAAAUGGCUCAGAGAAGAAUUGGGUGAUCAGCCAGAAGAAAUAAAUUCCGAUAAGGUUAUAUGUGCAAAGGAAUACCCUGAGAAUUAUGUAGGAAAUCCUUCACAUGGAAGUGGUUCAAACAGUAUUAUAACUGAAAAUGGCAAAAAUCAUCUUCCUGAAAAGCAAGAUUCAGCUUAUUUAAGUUUUAGUAGCAUGUCUAACUAUUCCUACCAUUCUGAUUUUUAUUGUUCUCAUGAUUCAGGAUAUCUCUCAAAAAAUACUACUGAUUCUAGUAUUGAGCCAGUGGUGAAGAAUAUUGAAGAUGAAAGAAACAUUAAUUUUUCUGAAGUAACAUCUACUGUAAGAGAAGCAAAUGCAUACCCACAGACUGUACACAAAGAUACUUGUAUUCAGAAACUUGUGACUAACUCUUCACUAUGCACAAAUGAAAAUACAGCCUUUAAAUUGUCUGUAUCUAAUUCAGAUAAUUUUGAAGUAGAAACACCUGCAUUCAGCACAGCCAGUGGUAAAAUAGUACAUGUUUCACGGGAAACAAUUAAAAAAGUAAAAGAAAUAUUUACAGACAACUGCAGUAAGGUAAUUCAGAUGGACACUAAAAGUAAAUCUAGCACUUGCCAAACAAGAAUUGUGUCAGAUUAUUACAAGACAUUAGAUGAUUCAGAGGAUAGUCUUCCUAACUCUACUGAUGAAGAAAGUUCUAUGCAUUCGCAUAAGAUUUUUGCUGACAUUCAAAACGUGCAUAUAUUACGUGAUCAAAGUAUGCUUGGAUUGGACAAAGUUUCUACACUAUCACCAUGUGAUGUUAGUUUGAAAACUUCAAGUUUAUGUAAUACAGGAAAGUUUCCUGAGUUAGUCUCUUCUACAAAUCCUGAGAUUUUUAGCACAGCAAGUGGAAAAUCCAUACAGGUAUCAGAGUCUUCAUUACAACAGGCAAGACAGGUGUUUUCUGAGAUAGAAGAGCAUGCCAAGCAACACUUUUCAAAAGUAUCCUUUAAAAAUAAUGAAGAGUAUUCAGACCAGUUCACAAGAGAAGAAAAAGUAAUUCAUGUCCCACAAAAGUUAAUAUCCCAAAAAGGCUUUUCAUGCAAUGUGGUAAAUUCACCUGCUUUCUCUGGAUUUAGUACAGCAAGUGGAAAACAGGUUUCAGUUUCAGAAAGUGCCUUACACAAAGUUAAGGGAAUGUUAGAGGAGUUUGAUUUAAUCAAAACUGACUGUACUCUUCAGCAUCCACCUACAUCCAGACCAGGUAUAUCAAAAUUCCCUUCUCUUCCUUGUGUUGAUAAGAGAACUGCAGAAUAUUCUAUGAACUCUGAAAUGAAAAAAGCCUACAGUACAGAAUUUAAAUUAUUAAAUAACUUUAAUAUUGAAAGUAACACUUCAGAGAAUAACCACUCUAUUAAAGUUCCUCCAUAUAUGUCACAGUUUAAGCAAGACAAACAACAGUUGGUCUUAGGAACCAAAGUAUCACUUGUGGAGAACAUUCACAUCUUGGGAAAAGAACAAGCUUUACCUAAAAACAUAAAAAUGGGAAUAGGUAAAACUGAAACUUUUCCUGAUGUUCCUAUGAAAACAAAUAUAGAAGUUUCUUCUACUUAUUACAAAGAUUCAGAAAACUACUUUGAAACAGAAGCAGUGGAAAUUGCCAAAGCUUUUAUGGAAGAUGGUGAACUGACAGAUUCUGAACCAUUAAGUCAUGCUGAACACACUCGUUUUACGUGCCAAGAAAAUGAGGAAACAGUUUGGUUAAAUUCACGAAUUGGAAAAAGAAGAGGAGAUAACCAUGUCUCAUUUGGAGAACCUUCAAUCAAAAGAAACUUGUUAAAUGAAUUUGACAGGAUAUUAGAAAAUCAAGAAAAAUCGUUAAAGGUUUCAAAAAGUACUCCAGAUGGUACAAUGAAAGAUAGAAGAUUGUUUAUGCAGCACGUUUAUUUAGAGCCAAUUACCUGUGGACCCUUUUGCACAACUAAAAAACGUCAAGGAAUACAGAAUCCAAAUUUUACUGCACCUGGUCAAGAAUUUCUGUCUAAAUCUCAUUUUUAUGAACACCUGACUUCAGAAAACUCAUCAAGCAAUUUAUCAGUUUUGGGGCAGCCAUUUUAUAAAGUUCCUGCUACAAGAAGUAAAGAAAUGAGACACUCAAUUUCUACGGGCAAAUCAACCAAAAUCUUUGUCCCACCUUUUAAAACUAAAUCACAUUUUCACAGAGAUAAACAGUGUGCUAGCAAUACUGUUGUGGAAGAAAAUAAACAAAAACAAAACACAGAUGAACAUGACUCUGGUGAUAGUGAAAAUAAUAACAGUGAGAUUCACCAACUUAAUAAAAACAACUCUAAUCAGGCAUGUGAAGAAGAACCUUUAGAUUUAAUUACAAGUCUUCAGAAUGCGAGAGAUACACAAGAUAUGCGAAUUAAAAAGAAACAAAGGCAUCAUAUCUCCCCACAGCCAGGCAGUCUGUAUCUUGCAAAAACAUCCUCUCUGCCGAGAAUCUCUCUGAAAGCAGCAGUAGGAGGUCGAGUUCCUUCUGCAUGUUCUCAUAAACAGCUGUAUAUGUAUGGCGUUUCUAAACAUUGCAUAAAAAUUAACAGCAAAAAUGCAGAGUCUUUUCAGUUUCAUAUUCAGGAUUAUUUUGGUAAGGAGUAUUUAUGGGCUGGAAAGGGAAUACAGUUGGCCGAUGGUGGAUGGCUGAUACCCUCCAAUGAUGGAAAGGCUGGGAAAGAAGAAUUUUAUAGGGCUCUGUGUGAUACCCCAGGUGUGGAUCCAAAGCUUAUUUCUAGAGUUUGGGUCUAUAAUCACUAUAGAUGGAUUAUAUGGAAGCUGGCAGCUAUGGAAUUUGCUUUUCCUAAGGAAUUUGCUAAUAGAUGCCUAAGCCCAGAAAGAGUGCUUCUUCAACUAAAAUACAGAUAUGAUUUAGAAAUUGACAGAAGCAGAAGAUCAGCUUUAAAAAAGAUAAUGGAAAAGGAUGACACAGCUGCAAAAACACUUGUUCUAUGUGUUUCUGACAUAAUUUCAUUGAGUGCAAAUAUAUGUGAAACUUCUAACAGUAAAACUAAUAGUGAGGAUACCAAAAAAGUGUCCGUUAUUGAACUUACAGAUGGGUGGUAUGCUGUCAAGGCCCUACUAGACCCUCCCCUGUUAGCUCUUUUAAAGAACGGCAGACUGAGUGUGGGUCAGAAGAUUAUUAUUCAUGGAGCAGAACUGCUGGGCUCUCCUGAAGCUUGUACACCUCUUGAAGCCCCACAGUCUCUUAUGUUAAAGAUUUCUGCUAAUAGUACUCGGCCUGCCCGCUGGUAUACCAAACUUGGAUUCUUUCCUGACCCUAGACCUUUUCCUCUGCGCUUGUCAUCACUUUUCAGUGAUGGAGGAAAUGUAGGUUGUGCUGAUAUAAUUAUUCAAAGAACGUAUCCUAUACAGUGGAUGGAGAAGACAUCAUCUGGAUUAUACAUAUUUCGCAAUGAAAGAGAAGAAGAAAAGGAAGCAGCAAAAUAUGCAGAGGCCCAACAAAAGAGACUGGAAGCCUUAUUCACUAAAAUUCAAGCAGAAUUUGAAGAGCGUGAAGACCUCUGCAGGUGUUAUUUCAGUGAAGAGCAGUUAAGAGCCUUGAAUAAUCACAGGCAAAUGUUAAAUGAUAAGAAACAAGCACAGAUCCAGUUGGAAUUCAGGAAGGCUAUGGAAUCUGCUGAACAAGGUGAACAAGGUUUAUCAAGGGAUGUUACAACUGUGUGGAAGUUGCGUAUCAUAAGCUGUGCAAAAGAAGAAACAGAUUCAGUUACAUUGAGUAUCUGGUGUCCAUCAACAGAAUUAUAUUCCCUGUUAACAGAGGGAAAGAGAUACAGAAUCUAUCAUCUUGCAGCAUCAAAAUCUAAAAUUAAAUCUGAAAAAGCUAACAUCCAGUUAGCAGCAACAAAAAAAACUCAGUAUCAGGAACUACCGGCUUCAGAUGAAAUCUUAUUCCAAGUUUACCAGCCAAGGGAGCCCCUUCACUUCAACAGAUUAUUAGAUCCAGACUUUCAGCCACCUUGUUGUGAGGUGGACCUAAUAGGAGUUGUAGUUUCUGUUGUGAAAAAAACAGGGCUUGCUCCUUUGGUCUAUUUGUCAGAUGAAUGUCAUAAUUUAUUGGCAAUAAAAUUUUGGAUAGAUCUCAAUGAAGACAUUAUUAAACUUCAUGCAUUAAUUGCUGCAAGUAACCUCCUGUGGCGACCAGAAUCCAAAUCAGGAAUUCCUACUUUAUUUGCUGGAGACUUUUCCAUGUUUUCUGCCAGUCCAAAAGAGAGCCACUUUCAAGAGACAUUCAACAAAAUGAGAAACACUAUUGAGAAUAUUGAUAUAUUUUGCAAAGAUGCAGAAAACAAGCUUAUCCAUAUGCUUAAUGCAAGUGAUCCCAAGUGGUGCACCCCAACUAAAGACUCUACUUCAGAGCUGCACACUGCUCAAACAGUCCUUGGUACAGGAAAUAAGUUUCUGAUUUCUUCUCCUAAUAGUGAGAUAAAUUAUCAAAGCCCUUCAUCACUUUGUACACCAAAAGUGAAGCUUGUUUCCACACCUAUAUCAGCCCAAAUGACUUCUAAGUCUUGUUGUAAAGGGGAGAAAGCGAUUGAUGACCCAAAAAGCUGCAAAAAGAGAAGAGCCUUGGAUUUCUUGAGUAGACUGCCUUUACCUCCACCUGUUAGUCCCAUUUGUACAUUUGUUUCUCCAGCUGCACAGAAGGCAUUUCAGCCACCACGGAGUAUUGUUACCAAAUAUGAAACACCUAUAAAGAAAAAAGAGUUGAAUUCUCCUCAAAUGCCUUCACCUAAAAAAUUCAUUGAAAUUUCUCCUUUGGAAAGUAAUUUAAUAGCUGAUGAAGAACUUGCAUUGAUAAAUACCCAAGCCCUUUUGUCUAGUUCAGCAGGAGAAGAUCAGUGUGUAUCUAUCAGUGAACCCCCUGGAACUACUACCACCAAUUCAAAAGAUUAUCUGAGACUGAAAAGGCACUGUACUACCUCUCUGAACAAAGAACCAAAGAAUCCCCAAGUCAGUACAGAAGACUGUGCGACUAAUAUGCAAGACACAAGUAUAAUAAAAGAUAUAUCAAAAAGAUUGCAAAAGCAACAAAAACAAAAAUGA
Otolemur garnettii (small-eared galago) is the source of this 10256-nucleotide messenger RNA. RefSeq names its product BRCA2, DNA repair associated (gene BRCA2). Lineage: Eukaryota; Metazoa; Chordata; Mammalia; Primates; Galagidae. The coding region runs from base 84 to 10256 and encodes 3390 amino acids. Gene Ontology annotation, biological process: regulation of DNA-templated transcription; double-strand break repair via homologous recombination. The record is from RefSeq and is a predicted model, not a curated record. Gene Ontology annotation, cellular component: nucleus. The transcript has 27 exons.